AUGGCUCCUACCUUCAGCCCUGGCCCAGACAUCACCAUGGAUACAGAUAACAGAAUAUGCCACUUUGGUCUGUAUGGCCCCAGGUGUGGCAUGGACCUUGGGAAACAACAUAGUCACAGGUUGGUUGGUCAGAACCCAGAAACCACACAGUCCUUGGUUGCAAUAGGAGCCACAGACAUUGGCCCAGAUCCUGAUUGUUAUAGGGCCUUGGAACCAGCCAUGGCCCUCUGCAGGAUCUCAGGCCUGGAUGACACUAUGGCCUUGGAUGGCAGCACAGGCCACACAGAUCACUGUGGCUCUGCAGCAAGAUCAAUAUGUUUAAGUCAAUUGCUUACCUCCUACCAGUCUGAUUAUUUUAAGCUGUUGAUGCCCCAGAUGGUUUCCUGGAUUAAAACAUUGUGCUACUAUGGGGAGAUCAAUGAUCCAAAAAUGAAUGAUAUGAUCUUGGUGAACACAGCUGAGUUUGUUGGGUCAUUUUGUUUAAAGUCCUUGUGUGAGCCAGGUGGUCUUGACAGAAAGUUUCAUGUGUUCAUAUCUCAAUUUCUUUGCAGGAAUACCAGUGGAAAUUUCUCAAGCAUGGGUCCAUCCAUCCCAGCCUGGAUCACUGACUACAACACAACAACGAAUAGAAGUUACUACACUGGAAACUUACAAUGUGUCACCAUGUACAAAAUCUUCAAUAUUCUUUCUGUCAUCAUUUGCAUGGUUGGGCUGGCAGGAAAUGCCAUAGUGCUGUGGCUUCUGGGCUUCCAUGUGCACAGGAAUGCCUUCUCUGUCUAUGUCCUCAACCUGGCUGGGGCUGAUUUUCUUUACCUUUGCUUUCAGACUGUGUUUUCCCUGAGACAAAUCCUUUUAUUGUUUGAUGUCAACUACUUCCAUAUUCCAUAUUUCACCCGUAUAUUAAUCUUUGCUUACCUUGCAGGUUUAUGUAUGAUUACAGCCAUCAGUGUUGAGCGAUGUCUGUCUGUUUUGUGGCCCAUUUGGUAUCACUGCAAACGACCAAGAUACACGUCAUCUGUCAUGUGUGCCCUGCUCUGGGCCUUCACUCUACUGUUAAGCCUGCUGUGGUUUGGUUGCAGUUUACUGCCUAGUGAAGACAAUUACUAUUUCUGUUUGACUGUUACUUUGUCCACUUUUGUAUUUAUAAUAGUACUAUCUGUGUUUCCUUGUGUAUUCAACCUGGCCCUGUUGGUCAGGAUCUUCUGUGGCUCACAGAAGAUUCCUGUGACCAGGUUGUAUGUGACCAUUGCACUCACAGUGCUGGUCUUCUUACUCUUUGGUCUGCCCUUUGGUAUGUACUGGAUAAUUUUCCUUUCAAGUGGAAAGUGGCCUAGUGUUUUCUCUUGCAAAAGUUAUGAAAUUACAUCUUUCCUGUCCUGUGUUAACAGCUGUGCCAACCCCAUCAUUUACUUCCUUGUUGGCUCCAUUAGGCAUUGCAGGUUCCAGAGGCAGUCUCUGAAGAUUCUUCUGCAGAGAGCCAUGCAGGACACUCCUGAGAACGAAGAUGGAGAGAGGGCUUCUUCAGGAAACACUGGACAGCAGGAAACAGGCUUGUGUAGUAGUUGA
Messenger RNA from Peromyscus californicus insignis, 1566 nucleotides. RefSeq names its product mas-related G-protein coupled receptor member B4-like. Gene Ontology annotation, cellular component: membrane. Gene Ontology annotation, biological process: G protein-coupled receptor signaling pathway. The record is from RefSeq and is a predicted model, not a curated record. Lineage: Eukaryota; Metazoa; Chordata; Mammalia; Rodentia; Cricetidae. Gene Ontology annotation, molecular function: G protein-coupled receptor activity.